Messenger RNA from Thamnophis elegans (Western terrestrial garter snake), 1806 nucleotides. RefSeq names its product leucine rich repeat containing 75A (gene LRRC75A). Bases 634 to 1749 code for a protein of 371 amino acids. The transcript has 4 exons. NCBI's taxonomy places the organism in Eukaryota, Metazoa, Chordata, Lepidosauria, Squamata, Natricidae. The record is from RefSeq and is a predicted model, not a curated record.
CAAACCAGGAGGCGGCGGCUGUGCAUUUUCGCCCCCUUCGGCAGGCGGAGCGAGGAGGGUAGCCAGAAGGACGGGCGCGCGCAGGCAGGCAGGCAGAGACGCGACCAGCCAGGAAGGGGUUGUGACUGGCCCAGCCCAGUUGCAGCUCGAGGCGGAUCGUGGAGGAGGAGGAGGAGGAGGAGGAGGAGGGAGACGGCCUGGCUCGUUCGCCGUUGGCGGCUCGGAACGGCUGGGCUGCGAUUUCCCCUCGCCCGGCCCGCGCAUACAUACACACAUACCUCCUCCCGACUCCGGCGACGCCCAUUCUGGGCUCGGUCCGGAUGUGCAACAGUUUCCCUGAAGUUGCGCCCGGAGCUAGCUAAGGCUGACGGGCGGGAGGUUCUUUAGCGAAAGGCUGGAAGGGCGAGAGCAGCCCGGCUGGUAGGCAGCUCGCCCCGCUUGAAAAGCCGGAGAGGGCGGGCGUCCAUCCAUCCAUCCCUCGGCUGCGCUGGCAGGAGAUGCUCGGAGGCGCCGUCCUUUCUGUCCUCUCGGCGCUGCGGCUGCUCCCGUUAGCUUCUCUCUCUGGGCGGGAGCCCAGGAUGUCCUCCUGAAGGCCGGGAGAGAGCGAGGAAGGCUGGGCUGUGCUCUUCCAGUAUGGGCGCCAAACAGACCAAGGGUUGCUCGCUGCCCGGCUCCUCCGGCAGCGGCAGCAGCCCCCAGGGUCCCCUCUCCGCCAGCCGCCGACGGAUUUUGCCUUCUCGGGAGCGCGGAAACUUCUUGGCGUCCCUCGUAGUACGAUCGAGCGAAAAGUUUAGCAAGGGGUCUGGCGGCGGCAGCCUCCCCCCGUACCAUCGCCGGAUCGUCCUGAUCCAAGAUAUGCUGAGGAUGGUGAAACAAGGCAGGCAAGAGGAGGCGACUGAUCUGCUGAAGUACCUGCGCCAGGAUUUGGGAAUGGAAUCGACUUCACUGGAUGAUGUCUUAUAUCGCUAUGCCAGCUUUAGAAACCUUGUUGAUCCAAUCACCCAUGACCUGAUCAUCAGCCUUGCCAGAUACAUCCACUGCCCUAAACCAGAGGGGGAUUCACUAGGGGCUAUGGAGAAGCUCUGCAGGCAGCUGACUUACCAUCUCAGCCCCCACUCUCAGUGGCGACGCCAGGGCAUGGUGAAGAGGAAGCCGCAAGCUUGUUUGAAAACGAUCUUGGUGGGGAAUCCUCAGGACAACACUGUGGACUUGUCUGGCAUCCCUUUGACCAUGAAGGAAUUAGACAGAGUUAUCUCGUACCUCCAGCACAGCUCUGAAUAUAUUGAAAAUGUGGAGCUUUGCUUCACUGAGAUGACAGAUGAGACGUUCCUCCAGCUUUUGCCAGUUCUCAGUGCCCUACCUCGUCUCACAACUCUUUCCCUUAAUGGCAACAGGCUUACAAAAGCCGUUCUCCGGGACCUGACUGAAGCAUUGAAGGACACCAGAAACUUCCCCAGCAUGACUUGGAUUGAUCUGGGCAAUAAUGUGGACAUAUUCUCUCUGCCACAGCCUUUUCUGGUUAGCCUUAAGAAACGAAGCCCUACCCAAAGCAAUCUCCCAACUAUUCUUGAAUUUGGUGAAAGUCAAGUGAGUGACCUUGAGAGCCAAGAAGGUCUUUCCUCACAGGAUGAAGACCAAAAUGAUGGCCUGGAAGACACGAAGCCCAGGCAGGUAUGGACAGGUGAAGCUAUUGAGGUUAAGCUGCUGCCAAAUGAAUCUACAAAUCAAGAACAUUUGUUUCAGACAUGAAAUAAAGAGUUCUCUCUCAUUUGUCUAGGUCCCUAGGAUUUGCCAAAUGGAUCCUUU